This is a messenger RNA of Diaporthe amygdali, 543 nucleotides long. RefSeq lists its product as uncharacterized. Lineage: Eukaryota; Fungi; Ascomycota; Sordariomycetes; Diaporthales; Diaporthaceae. The record is from RefSeq and is a predicted model, not a curated record. The transcript has a single exon. The coding region runs from base 1 to 543 and encodes 180 amino acids.
AUGGAGUUCCCUAGCGACGCUGUACCGACUAUCAUGCUUCCAGCACCAUUGGGUCUUCCAAGAAGCUGGUCUGACCACAAUCGCGCUUAUACUCUGAGGCAGCGUCGAAAUCGGCCGGGAACAGGUGCUACGUUCCGAUCUGUGGCUGUGGCACACGGCACCCGGAUAGUCUCCGAGUUCUUCGAUACAACACGCAGCUUCCUUCCAAGACUGCACAACCAGACCUUUGCCGUCCGCUGUGGCCGGGCAGCCGUCACAUUGAACAACGCAUACCUCGAGAGCAUGACCGGCACCCUCGAGAUGCUGCACGACGCGAGGGAACUGGGGCUGUCGGACCCCCGGGAUCGAAUCUUUGCCUUCCUAGCCCUGACGAAAUCACCAGCUCAGGCAUACUCUUCCAUCAUACAGCCCGAUUACAAGAAGAUGUACCUACAAAUCUCUCAAGAUUUUGCUCACGAGUAUCUCAAGAAAAACCUUGAUCUAAGCAUUCUUAGUAACGUGCAACACGACGAAGAUAGCAUCGCUAGCGACUUUGAGACCUAG